GAUGUCUGCUAUGAAAAAGGUCCAUACUACCCACACAGGUGGAGUUAAUUAUACAACCAAUACUGCCCACACAGGUGGGUUUAAUUAUACAACCAAUACUACCCACACAGGUGGAGUUAAUUAUACAACCAAUACUACCCACACAAGUGGAGUUAAUUAUACAACCAAUACUACCCACACAAGUGGAGUUAAUUAUACAACCAAUACUACCCACACAGGUGGAGUUAAUUAUACAACCAAUACUACCCACACAGGUGGAGUUAAUUAUACAACCAAUACUACCCACAGAGGUGGAGUUAAUUAUACAACCAAUACUACCCACACAGGUGGGUUUAAUUAUAAAACCAAUUCUACCCACAGAGGUGGAGUUAAUUAUACAACCAAUACUGCCCACACAAGUGGAGUUAAUUAUACAACCAAUACUACCCACACAGGUGGAGUUAAUUAUACAACCAAUACUACCCACACAGGUGGAGUUAAUUAUACAACCAAUACUACCCACACAGGUGGGUUUAAUUAUAAAACCAAUACUACCCACACAGGUGGGUUUAAUUAUACAACCAAUACUACCCACACAGGUGGGUUUAAUUAUAAAACCAAUACUACCCACACAGGUGGGUUUAAUUAUACAACCAAUACUACCCACAGAGGUGGAGUUAAUUAUACAACCAAUACUACCCACACAGGUGGGUUUAAUUAUAAAACCAAUACUACCCACACAGGUGGGUUUAAUUAUACAACCAAUACUACCCACACAGGUGGAGUUAAUUAUACAACCAAUACUACCCACACAGGUGGGUUUAAUUAUAAAACCAAUACUACCCACAGAGGUGGAGUUAAUUAUACAACCAAUACUACCCACACAGGUGGGUUUAAUUAUAAAACCAAUACUACCCACAGAGGUGGAGUUAAUUAUACAACCAAUACUACCCACACAGGUGGAGUUAAUUAUACAACCAAUACUACCCACACAGGUGGGUUUAAUUAUAAAACCAAUACUACCCACAGAGGUGGAGUUAAUUAUACAACCAAUACUACCCCCAAAGGUGGGUUUAAUUAUACAACCAAUACUACCCACACAGGUAGAGUUAAUUAUACAACCAAUACUACCCACACAGGUGGGUUUAAUUAUAGAACCAAUACUACCCACAAAGGUGGGUUUAAUUAUACAACCAAUACUACCCACACAGGUGGGUUUAAAGGUCCCAUGGCAUGAAAAUGUCACUUUAUGAGGUUUUUUAACAUUAAUAUGCGUUCCC
Molecule: messenger RNA, 1259 nt
Organism: Perca fluviatilis (European perch)
Lineage: Eukaryota; Metazoa; Chordata; Actinopteri; Perciformes; Percidae
Exons: 2
Coding region: 2-1216 (404 amino acids)
Source: RefSeq, a predicted model, not a curated record